Molecule: messenger RNA, 1689 nt
Organism: Exophiala viscosa
Lineage: Eukaryota; Fungi; Ascomycota; Eurotiomycetes; Chaetothyriales; Herpotrichiellaceae
Product: vacuolar protein 8
Exons: 6
Coding region: 1-1689 (562 amino acids)
Biological process (GO): vacuole inheritance; nucleus-vacuole junction assembly
Cellular component (GO): fungal-type vacuole membrane
Molecular function (GO): protein binding; protein-membrane adaptor activity
Source: RefSeq, a predicted model, not a curated record
AUGGGGAACUCUCUCUCAACACUAUCCUCCUGCUGCAGAGGUCGACCGAAGGAUAAUCUCUACGAGCCCGCCCUUGCAGACAGUGAACGCGAAGCUGUUGCAGACCUUUUACAAUACCUCGAAAACCGAGGCGAAACAGAUUUCUUCUCCGGAGAACCCCUACGAGCCCUAUGUACUCUCGUCUAUUCCGACAAUGUCGACCUUCAACGGAGCGCCAGUCUCACGUUUGCUGAGAUCACAGAGCGAGACGUAAGAGAAGUCGACCGGGAUGUCCUGGAGCCGAUCUUGUUCCUGCUGCAGAAUCCAGACAUUGAGGUCCAAAGAGCUGCGAGUGCUGCGUUAGGGAAUCUUGCAGUAAACACUGAAAACAAGGUGGCUAUUGUCCAGCUCGGUGGCCUGCCUCCCCUCAUCCGACAAAUGAUGUCGCCGAAUGUCGAAGUUCAAUGCAACGCAGUCGGGUGCAUCACCAACCUUGCCACUCAUGAAGACAACAAGGCCAAGAUUGCAAGAUCGGGAGCUUUGGGGCCGUUGACGAGGCUGGCCAAAUCGAAAGAUAUGCGAGUGCAAAGGAAUGCUACAGGCGCACUACUGAAUAUGACACAUUCUGAUGACAACAGACAACAGCUUGUCAAUGCUGGCGCCAUCCCUGUGCUCGUCCAGCUCUUGUCUUCCCCCGAUAUGGACGUUCAGUACUACUGCACCACAGCUUUGAGCAACAUCGCCGUUGAUGCAUCAAACCGAAAGAAGCUGGCUCAGACGGAGUCGAGACUUGUCCAAUCCCUGGUCCAAUUGAUGGACUCCGGUACACCUAAAGUUCAAUGUCAAGCCGCACUGGCACUUCGAAACCUUGCAUCGGACGAGAAGUACCAGUUGGAAAUUGUCCGAGCUAGAGGCUUACAACCACUCCUUCGCCUUUUGCAAUCCUCGUACUUGCCACUCAUUCUCUCCGCUGUUGCCUGUAUUCGAAACAUUUCCAUCCAUCCUCUGAACGAGUCCCCGAUUAUUGACGCUGGGUUUCUCAAGCCGCUGGUAGAUCUUCUUGGGUCUACCGACAACGAGGAGAUUCAAUGCCAUGCAAUCUCAACACUGCGAAACCUCGCUGCAAGCUCGGACCGGAACAAGCAGCUGGUAUUGGAAGCUGGUGCCGUCCAGAAAUGCAAAGAGCUGGUUCUGUCUGUGCCGCUGAGUGUACAAUCCGAGAUGACGGCGGCUAUUGCGGUUUUGGCUCUUAGUGAUGAACUCAAGCCACAUCUUCUCAACUUGGGAGUUUUCGAUGUUCUCAUUCCUUUGACUGACUCUGAGAGCAUCGAAGUACAAGGCAACAGCGCUGCCGCUCUUGGCAACUUGUCUUCAAAAGUGGGCGACUACUCGAUCUUUGUUCGAGACUGGACAGAGCCAAACGGUGGCAUUCAUGGUUACCUCAAGCGUUUCCUGGCCAGCGGCGACCCUACCUUUCAACACAUUGCGAUCUGGACUUUGCUCCAGCUCCUGGAAUCGGACGAUAAAAAGCUGGUCAGUCUGGUGGCCAAAUCCGAGGACAUUAUACAAAUGGUGAAGACAAUUGCCGAUAAGCAUGUCGAAUCUGACGAUGAAGAGGGUGAAGAAGGCGAGGGCGAGGUCAUUGCACUUGCUCAAAGAUCGCUCGAAUUACUCGGGAAGGGACCGAAACAAACCCUGGUGGAAGGAUGA